GUGCUGAAAGCAAGUUGAAGGGUGAAGAAAUUCGCCAAUGUGCAGUAUCAGAAGCGAUAAAAAUUUUAGAGACUGAUAUUAGCAAUACGACUAAAAACCUAAUUUCAUGGGCUCUUCGGAUAUUAGGAGAAUUUGCGGAAUAUACUGAACUUCAAGAAAAUGUACAUAAUAAAUUAUGUGAUUUAUUAACACAAGUUGAUUAUGAAAUUCAGGCCCAAAUAAUUACUACACUAUUAAAAUUUGUCUCAAAGAUGAAACAUUGUCCUGAUAAUAUAAUAGAAUGUGUGGCAAAAUGUUGUCAAUCAUCAUCUGGAGAUGUAAAACAGGCAA
This is a messenger RNA of Racocetra fulgida, 330 nucleotides long. NCBI's taxonomy places the organism in Eukaryota, Fungi, Glomeromycota, Glomeromycetes, Diversisporales, Gigasporaceae. The record is from the annotation of a GenBank genome assembly.